Prunus dulcis (almond) is the source of this 1169-nucleotide messenger RNA. Its product is annotated as ribonuclease 3-like protein 2. The coding region runs from base 1 to 1104 and encodes 367 amino acids. The record is from RefSeq and is a predicted model, not a curated record. Gene Ontology annotation, biological process: siRNA processing. Gene Ontology annotation, cellular component: nucleus; cytoplasm. The transcript is spliced from 5 exons. NCBI's taxonomy places the organism in Eukaryota, Viridiplantae, Streptophyta, Magnoliopsida, Rosales, Rosaceae. Gene Ontology annotation, molecular function: ribonuclease III activity; RNA binding.
AUGACGAAGGUCUUCACCACCCCAACAUCCCUUGAUCGUGUACGAUCACCGGAAAUGAAAGAUUCAGUGACAGCCGUGGAGAAGAUCCUCGGCUACAACUUCAAGAACAAGAAGCUUCUAGAAGAAGCUCUCACCCACCCCUCCUAUGGGUCCCCUUCGUAUAAACGCCUUGGCCUUGCGACCCUUGGCGAUAGCGCUCUUGGCCAUGCAGUGACCAACCACUUCUUUUGUAUGGCUGACCACCCUCAGUUCAGCGAAGGCCAACUCACUUUGCUACGCUCUGCCAAUGUUAGCAACCACAAACUCGCCUGCGUCGCCGUUCAUUGUGGGCUUUAUCGCUACCUUCGCCACAAUGAACCUGCUUUUGAUGAUAAAAUUGAGGAGUUUAUUGAAGCUUUAAUUAAUGGAGAAGAAUACGUGGGGUUUGUUGAGGCCGAUGAACCCAAGGUUCUUGCAGAUAUUGUUGAGUCCGUGGCAGCUGCUGUUUACAUUGAGUUAAAUUUUGAUCUCGAUAAACUAUGGAUGAAAUUUAAGCCUCUUUUGGAGCCUAUAUAUACUCUUGAAAACUUGCGAGGUCAUCCCAUGACAAUAUUGAAAGAGUUUUGCGAGAAGAGAGGGAAGCGCCUUGACGUGCUGCUGAGAGAUGAGACCGGAAAUAUAAGUACUGCUGAUGUCUAUGUUGAUGGCCAGCUUAAUGGAUCGGGUUCUGCAAAACGGAAGAGUACCGCACAGUGUACUGCUGCUCAACAAGCUAUACAAAAGUUGUCGCAAUCGAUGGUUGUAAACAACGAAGGUACUGCAGCUGGAAACGGCAACUCAUUUCGUAUUGAAGAAGCGAUGCAGGAGUUGAAUGUGCGUUUUGAAAAGAAGAGGUUGCCUAAACCAGAUUACAAAGAAGAGAAGAAAUCAGGUCCUCCACAUUCACCCAAAUUUGUAUACUCAGUUAAAGGGGUAAUUUCAGAUGGUACCGUGAAAUCUGUGAAGGGAGAUGAAAAGUCAAGAAUACAAUAUGCGAAGAAUUCUGCAGCUCACAAAAUGAUCCUUACUUUACAAGAAUAUGAUAAUGUGAUCAAAACCAAAGAAUCCGAUUGCGUAAUGGCUUAGUUGCUGAGCGGUAUAAAUUCCCAUAACCAGACUUGGCAACGCAUGAGUGAAGAAGAUAAUCUCAU